This is a messenger RNA of Drosophila montana, 433 nucleotides long. It is a transcript of the gene mRpS21, whose product is annotated as mitochondrial ribosomal protein S21. Gene Ontology annotation, cellular component: ribosome. Gene Ontology annotation, biological process: translation. NCBI's taxonomy places the organism in Eukaryota, Metazoa, Arthropoda, Insecta, Diptera, Drosophilidae. The record is from RefSeq and is a predicted model, not a curated record. The transcript is spliced from 2 exons. Gene Ontology annotation, molecular function: structural constituent of ribosome. The coding region runs from base 93 to 356 and encodes 87 amino acids.
ACUUCUUACAACAGCUGUCUAUUGCGACCUGGUUAUUUAACUCGGACGAAGUAAACAGCCAAUUAAAAACUAAAGUCUAAAUAAAAAUCAAAAUGAGACAUGCUCAAUUUUUGGCACGCACAGUGUUCGUGCAUAACAACAACGUGGAGGAGGCGUGCCGGUUGCUAAACCGCAUUCUCGGCAAGGAGGAAAUCUUUGAUCAAUUUCGGCGCACGCGUUUCUACGAGAAGCCCUACCAGGUGCGCCGUCGUGUAAAUUUUGAAAAGUGCAAAGCCAUCUACAACGAGGACAUGAAUCGGAAAAUUCAAUUUGUGCUGCGGAAAAAUCGGGUGGAUCCCUUUCCGGGCUGCAGUUAAAUGUUAUCGAUUAUCAAUUUUGUGCAUUUGUUUAUAAAUGAUAAUAAAACAUAGUUAAGAAACGAGCGCUCGAUAAA